This is a messenger RNA of Pungitius pungitius (ninespine stickleback), 2409 nucleotides long. RefSeq names its product dynein axonemal intermediate chain 4 (gene dnai4). The record is from RefSeq and is a predicted model, not a curated record. Bases 20 to 2314 code for a protein of 764 amino acids. The transcript is spliced from 17 exons. Gene Ontology annotation, cellular component: axonemal dynein complex. Gene Ontology annotation, molecular function: dynein light chain binding; dynein heavy chain binding. Gene Ontology annotation, biological process: cilium movement. Lineage: Eukaryota; Metazoa; Chordata; Actinopteri; Perciformes; Gasterosteidae.
GCACACCAAAGCUCCCAAAAUGUCCGGCGAAGAACGAAAGAAGAGACGGACUCUAGUUCUGCGGCCCUCUUCUCGAACAACAAAUGUUUCUGUAUCAGGGAUCCAUGGAGGUCAUCAAAGUACUAGAGACACAAACAGCAUCACUGGUGGCUCCAGCAGGAAACAUUUCCGUCUUGGUGGUGGUAGCAAAGUUCUGGAGAAGAGCGCCCUCCAAGUUGUGCGGGUAUUUGAUGAGGAAGACAAUGACGUCACUCCUCAGCCACUGUACCAGGCAGAUCCAGCAGCACCACAUGCCAAGAGCUGCAGGUUGUUUCUGGAUGAAAUCUCAGCUGGAUUAGCAUCAGAGCAGACAACAGCCACCGGGAGCUUCGCCAUGCCUUUCUCCAGGUCAAUGUUAGGAAGCAGCAGAAUAUCGAGCCAGUCCACCAUCGAGUCCAUGAAUGAGGAGACCGAGGAUACAUUUUCCAAACGGCAAAUGCCCAUCAGCUUCCCAGAUGUACAGAGGAGAAGAGACACAGUGAAAGACCAUGUGGCAGAGGACAUGUUGAAAGAGGUCUACAUCUCUGAAACAGACAGCAUCUCACUUCUGGACAUGGCAAGCACAUUUGUGUCCGUGGAGGCUGCUGGAACAGAAGCUAUCAUGGAGAAAAACCAUCGGUAUGCUGAUCUGUGCAGAAGCAGAGUGGGAAACGAUAAGUAUGUGGACCGAGCGGUACAGACAUUGAACGGAGCAGCUAAAAACAAACAGGUGCAGACCAACAGCCACGUGGGGGUGGACUCAGCUAUCACCGUCACCUCCUGGGACAUCUAUGACACUCUGACCCGCCCCGAGCAGCACAAGGAGGCUAGCAUCCAGGAACAGGGGGGGCCUGAAUAUCCAGGCGCUGCAGUGGACCCCAACAGGGGGGCAGAGAGGAGCGCGUCAGUGGGCAGCACAGCCAGCACAGUCAGUGCUGCAAGCUCCUGGAAUGACGGAGCGCUGGGGAGUGGUUUAAAUGCUGAGUCAGACCUGCAGCUGAUUCUGCUGUCUGAGAAAUUCCGCCACAGCUUGCUGGUAAUGGAGAGGACCAUCCAGAGAAACACUUUCCAACCCGAGCUGGCUGCUUACAAACAGCUAAGUGAAGAGAGUCUGGUGAAGCCUGGGACAGUGGAGAAGAGGCAGGACGAUACAGAGAGCCCCCGAUCUCCAGCCAUGGAGCGUCUGUGGGCUUUCAGCUGUCAGCGCUGCAGAGGGCGCAGCAUCAGCACCAUGGCCUGGAACCAGAAAAACCCGGACCUUCUGGCUGUGGGCUACGGCGAGCCAGGCGGCCUGUUGUGCUGCUGGUCUCUCACAAAUCCUGCGUGGCCUGAGUGGGCCGUUCACUGUGACAGCGCUGUGACUUCCCUGGACUUCUCAUCAAGUAACCCCAGCCAGCUGGCUGUGGGCAUGCAAGAUGGCACCAUUGCUGUCUACAAUGUGAACAGUGACCACAAUGCGUCAUGUGUCCUCAGCAGCAGUCAAUGUCCCAACAGGCACUUGGAUCCAGUGUGGCAGCUCAGAUGGACCCAACAGGAGCUGAACCUGACCAGAGACAAGGCGCCAGAGUUUCUCUUUUCUGUGGCUGCAGACGGGAGGAUCAGCAGAUGGUUCUUCUGCAGCAGUGGGCUGGACUGCACAGACCUGAUGAAGCUCAAGAAGAUCCAACAUACCAAGAAAAAGGCUGGAGGCACAAGGACGGAAAGUGUCCUGUCAGCUCUGAAUCCUGGUCUGUGUUUGGACUUCCAUCCUACAGAUUCCAGUGUCUACUUGGUUGGGACGUGGGAAGGGCUCAUUCACAAAUGCUCCUGUUCCAACAAUCGGCAGGUCCUGGAGACCUACAGGACUCACUUUUGUCCUGUGAACCGCAUCAAAUGGAGCCCGUUCAGUCCUGGUGUGUUCCUGAGCUGCUCCUCCGAUUGGACCAUCCAGCUGUGGCAGCAGGACCACCAGAAUCCCGUGUUGGGCUUCAGCUCCACCCACACAGCAGUGUGUGACGUCGAGUGGUCCCCCAAGUGGGCCACGGUGUUCGGAGCUGUUCACGAGGGACAGUUGGAAAUCUGGGACCUGAGUUCAAGCAUCCUAGACCCAGUCCUCGUGCAGCCUGCUGCUGCUGGUGUGCAGAUGACGUCCCUGCUGUUUGCCACACAGACAGACUGUGUCUUGGUAGGAGACAGUGAUGGACAAGUGACCAUCUACCAGCUCAAGAACCUCCGCAUGGGAGGGAGCAACCAGGUGGAUCUUCUGGAGGGCCUCAUCCGCUCUGCAGGUCAAAACAGCUUUAAGAAAUGUACAUAGAUGUAAACGGAACCUACUAUUUUGUAGUAUGUCCACAUGUGUUGGCAAAACAGGUUCAUUUUGCCGUAGCUAAUUACUGUAUAUUGUCAUUUCCU